Saprolegnia parasitica CBS 223.65 is the source of this 930-nucleotide messenger RNA. RefSeq lists its product as hypothetical. The transcript is spliced from 2 exons. The coding region runs from base 1 to 930 and encodes 309 amino acids. NCBI's taxonomy places the organism in Eukaryota, Oomycota, Saprolegniomycetes, Saprolegniales, Saprolegniaceae. The record is from RefSeq and is a predicted model, not a curated record. Gene Ontology annotation, molecular function: NAD+ binding.
AUGCCACACGCGACGGCCCCGAAGCGCCGGCGAUCCGCGUCGCCAGAGCCGACGACCAAGGCCGAUGCCACGAGCGCAGCAUCGCCACUGAGCAGCAGCAGCCAGACGAGCAGCUUGGACGCGCAGUGCGAGCGCAUCGCGCACCUCAUCGCGACGGCCAAGCACCUCGUGGUCUUUACGGGCGCCGGCGUGAGUACGUCCACGGGCGUGCCCGACUACCGCGGCGAAAAUGGCAUUCGCACGUCGUCCAAGAAGAAGCAGCGACGCGACGCGGUGAUCCCGGAUUUGCACACGCUCGUGCCGUCGCCAGCGCACAUGGCACUGGCAGAGCUCUACCGCAUGGGGCAUGUCAAGCACGUCGUGACGCAAAACGUCGACAACCUUCAUCGCAAGAGCGGGAUCCCGCCGGACGCACUCACAGAGCUGCAUGGGAACGCGACGUUUGGACGCUGCGACACGUGCGAGUUUGUGUACGAGGAGGCCUUUCCUGUGUUUGGCCUCUGCACGCAGGCGGCGUGUCCGUCCGUGAAGAAGCCGAUCGAGCAGCGUCUCUCCAAGCGCACGCGCAAGAGCAACGGGUACCUCCAGCGCUACGUCAUCGGCUUUGACGCGCCGAUGGAUGACAUUGACGCAGCCAUCGACCAUUGCGAGGCCGCCGACGUGGCCUUGCACUUGGUUCUAGUGAACCUGCAGCCUACGCUACCCAAACUCGACAAGCGCGCCGAGGCGACCGGCGCCCGGGUCUACGACACGUGCGACCGCGUCCUCAAGCGGGUGCUCCAGAUCCUCAAGCAGGAUAAGCAGUAUGAGGUGCCGAGGUGGAGCGGCAGCCACGCUGCGGAGCAGUGUUACUUUCACGAUGACGACGGGUCGGCGCUCGUCAACGUCCUCGUCGGGCGCACGAGGGCGCCGCUAAGCCCUACAGCAUGA